Messenger RNA from Hypanus sabinus (Atlantic stingray), 1781 nucleotides. RefSeq names its product transmembrane protein 158. Bases 267 to 923 code for a protein of 218 amino acids. The record is from RefSeq and is a predicted model, not a curated record. Lineage: Eukaryota; Metazoa; Chordata; Chondrichthyes; Myliobatiformes; Dasyatidae. The transcript has a single exon.
UGGAAACUGCUUUGUCUUCAGCUGCGUGGCAAUUUGAAGGCAUUUUUUUAAAAAUGCUUGAUUUGAAAAAUUAUGUUCCCACGGUGCGGCGGCUUUAAGCGAAGCUCACGUUACAUGGCUGUGUUGCAGGAUUGUAUAAAAACAGGAGGGAGGGUGGUGUAGUGAUUGCAGGCGCCGGAUCUCAUGCAUUGCACAGAGGAAACCGGCGGACUCACAGCUCGUUCUCUGCACCUCCCUGAUACCAUGCAGCGUACCGGGAGAGGGUAAUGUUGACCGCCCAACUCCUGGCCGUGGCUCUGAUCGCCACCACCAGCCUCCCGCCUUGCAGGAGCUGGAGUGGAGAGGACUUCUUCCUGCAACCCAACGGCACUUCUCUCAACUUCUCCUUGGCUGCCUUGGAGUUGGAUUCUGCUCCGGGGGCUGUCAAGGCGGAUGGUCCCGUCGCCCAGGGCAACCGGUGCAACCUCACCGUCGUGAGGCUGGUGUCCACCUCGCUGCUCGCCCGUUGGGAGAGAUCGCUGGGUUUCCACUGCGACGUGCUGCUCUUCACUACCAACACCAACGCCAGGUCGUUCUUCUCGGCGGCUUUCAACAGGGUCUUCCCCCCGCUCAUCAUCGACCAUGUGGGAGUCGGGGGCGGGGGGCAGCAGGAAUUCAAGCUCUGCGUAGGAUGCGGGGGAAGCCAGCGCAAGAGGAGGACACCACUCCAGGGACAGCAGGUUAAUUUUUGCUGCCUGGACUUCAGCCUUGAGGAGCUGAGCUGGGACAAAGGCUGGAGACUCAACCGUAAGCCCAUCGAAUCCACCCUGGUGGCUUGUUUCAUGACCAUGGUGAUCAUCAUCUGGAGUGUGGCUGCCCUAAUCUGGCCGGUGCCCAUCAUCGCAGGCUUCCUACCCAACGGCAUGGAGCAGCGGAGAGGCUGAGCUUGCAGCCUUGGACUGUACCCGGGCGGACGACCUGAAAUUUAUCCAGUUCUCCAUCCACCGUCCCACGCCGGGGGAACAGAGCUACAGGCGGUCACCUUUGCCUGCAACCACACCUCUGAGGCAUCGCACACAUCUUGGUGACACAGUCUCGCUGAGAGGAAACAGAAAGAAUUGGGCAGCGGCGGAUGAGAAGGUGUCUGCUGAACCCUUUGGUCCUGCAACCUGUCGCGCAAUUAUCUUUCUUUUGUACUGGUACUUAGAUCUGCAAGUUAACUUAUAGCGACGGACCAGCCUUUCUAGCAUUUAAACCAUCAAGAGUACAUAUUUACACGUUUAUUUUCUGGAGAUACAGGUAAUAAGUGUAAACUUUGAGUCGUGGCAUAUGAUUGAUUUGCUCCAUCUCGUCUUCCCGAGGUUUGGGUAACAGCAUGGUGUCUUUCAUUUGUAGAUUUCUUAGUCUCCAAACACUGUUCGUCAGUGAAUUUGCCUUUUUUUUUGCACUCUUUUGUUUUCUAAUCAAACAAUGCCAUCCCAAGGUAAUUCCCCAAAACUGCCUGGUUACAAGCAACAGACUCAAUGUCGCGUAAUUACCAGAAGGGCCUGGUGUUAGGAGUUUCCAAGUUGAAUUUCUCGCCAUAUAUCGGUUAAUUUGUGUUUACUGUUACUUGUACAUGUACCCGUUUCUCCUCACCCAAUUGGAAUAGAUGGAGGAACGUUCUGGGCUUGUUAAUAGUUGCCCUUUGGAUCCCAUAAAAAAAACGUGCUGUAUUGAAAUUUGUAACGAGAUCUGGGCAAAGCUUUUGAAGUUGUACAAAUGUGUUUGAAUGGUUUUAGAUAAAAAGUAUUUAAAACAUG